Molecule: messenger RNA, 1005 nt
Organism: Sphenostylis stenocarpa
Lineage: Eukaryota; Viridiplantae; Streptophyta; Magnoliopsida; Fabales; Fabaceae
Source: the annotation of a GenBank genome assembly
AUGGCACCGCCGCCAGAUACUACUGCCCCUAGUUAUUGGUUGAAUUGGAGGUUCUUCCUCUGUGCACUCUUUAUUUUAAUGACUAUGGGUCUAGCAUCAUUUUUGAUAUGGAAGUAUGAAGAAUUGAAUAAAUCAAGGACUGAGAGAAGAGAAAGGCAAAGGGAAACAGCUGGGUCUCUUUAUGAGGACGAAGCAUGGAAUACGUGUCUUAAAAGAAUUCAUCCUGCUUGGCUGCUUGCUUACAGGAUAUUUUCUUUUAUUGUGCUUUUGUCUUUGCUCACUACCAAUGCGGUUGCCGAUGGAGGUGGCAUAUUUUACUUCUACACGCAGUGGACAUUUACUUUGGUCACUAUUUACUUUGGGUUUGGAUCAUGUGUCUCCAUAUAUGGAUGUUUCUAUAAACACAAAACAAUUGAUGGCAGCACAGUCAAUCAUGCACAUUUGGAUGCUGAAGAAGGCACUUAUGUAGCUCCUACACUUGAUGAUAAUCCCGAAUUGCCUAGCCUGUAUAAGAAUUCCAAUACCUCUCAGGAGCCUCAAACUCGGAAUACUGCUGGUGCAUGGGGUUAUAUUUUUCAAAUAAUUUUUCAGACUUGUGGAGGUGCCGUAGUGCUCACUGACGUUGUAUUCUGGCUUAUCCUUUAUCCAUCUAUGACAAAGAAAGAUGUCCGUCUGAAAUUUAUGGAUGUUUCUCUACACUCCCUAAACGCUGUAUUCCUCCUCGGAGAAGCAUUAUUGAACUGCAUGAGGUUUCCAGUGUUUCGAUUUGCAUAUUUUAUUUUGUGGACGGCUAUAUUUGUGAUUUUUCAGUGGAUCAUCCAUGCUUGUGUUUCAUUAUGGUGGCCUUAUCCUUUCCUUGACUUGUCAUCCCCAUAUGCAGCCUUAUGGUACACAGGUGUGGGUGUAAUGCACAUUCCAUGCUAUGCAGUCUUUGCUUUGAUAGUGAAGUUGAAACACUUGUGGUUGUCAAAAUUGUUUCCUGGGUCCUGUCAAUUUGUAAGGUGA